This is a messenger RNA of Dryobates pubescens (Downy woodpecker), 1798 nucleotides long. It is a transcript of the gene LACC1, whose product is annotated as laccase domain containing 1. The transcript has 6 exons. Gene Ontology annotation, molecular function: copper ion binding. The record is from RefSeq and is a predicted model, not a curated record. The coding region runs from base 189 to 1496 and encodes 435 amino acids. Lineage: Eukaryota; Metazoa; Chordata; Aves; Piciformes; Picidae.
AAGAAGAAAUACAGGUUCCCACUCCAAUCUUAACUUGCAACAGGAAUUUCCGUCUUGUACACAUCAGCUGCAAGCCUGGCGCUGAGAAGUGAGAUAUAUAAAGCUGCUGAUGUGUGUAGGUAUCAGAUGAGAACCUUUCAGGAGCUCAAAAGGACUGCCUACCUGUGAAUCCUUAAAUAUCCUGGAAUAUGGUGGAAGCAAUACUGAUAGAUCUCUUCAGCCUCCCAGCCAACUUGCAGAACAACAUCCAAGGAGUACUAUAUAACACACUGGAGUCUCUUGAGAAAUGCUCUUCCAUCCCUGCUCCAUUUGUUUAUGUCAUGUGUUGCCAUAGGGAGGGGAGUGAACAGAAAGGUGAACAAGAGUCCUUGCUUCCAGCUCUGAGAAAGUUUCAGAGCCUGAAAAGAAGACUGGAAGUGGUACAUGCUCUGAGUACAGCUGCUGCUUUGUAUACCAUCAAACAAAGACUGGAUGAAAAAGACUUAAGCAUUAUUAAAGUGAUCCUUUCAUCCUUAAGGAAAGACAUAAUGAAGGUCUACAUAGCCCAUCUCUUUACAGCAGUCUACCAGUUUGAAUUUGAGGAUUUGCAGGUGGCAUCUGAUUGUGAAAACCUACAGAGAGCUGACCCUCAGAGUGAAGGGCAAAUGCAGGAUGUGGCCCUCAUCCAAAGUGAGAUUCAGCUGUACUUGGAAAGCCUGCCAAGCCUGAAUGGGGAGCUCACCAUUCUCAGAUCUUCUCUGAUCCCAGAUGAUAUCUUCCUGCAUGGGUUCACCACAAGGACAGGUGGCAUCUCCUACAUACCAACCCUAAGCUCCUGCAACCUCUUCAGCAGUUCCAAGCGGAGGGACCCACAAGUUGUUGUUAAAGAAAACCUCCGCCGGCUGGCUCAUGCUGCAGGAUUUAACCCAGAGACUUUUCACAGAGUCAAGAUUGAUCAUGCUAAUGCUGUGUGUGUUAUGGGGAAGACAGAGCCUGACAGCUAUGAUGGAAUAGUUACGAACCAGAAAGGUGUUACAAUAGCAGCUCCAGGAGCUGAUUGCAUACCUGUGCUCUUUGCUGAUCCUGUCAGAAAAGCCUGUGGUGCUGCUCAUUCUGGGUGGAAAGGCACAUUGCUAGGAGUUUCAAUGGCCACAGUAAAUGCCAUGGUAUCUGCAUAUGGCUGUAACCUGAAAGAUAUCCUUGUGGUGCUGGGCCCCUCUGUAGGACCUUGCUGCUACAGACUUCCUCAUGAAUCAGCAAAAGAAUUUCACAGAAUUGAUCCAACGUGUGUGAGACUCUUUGACUCUGCAGAUCCAUAUAUUGAUAUUAGGAGAGCAACAAGGAUUCUUCUGGAGAGUGGUGGGAUUCUUCCUGAGAACAUCCAAGAUGAUUCUGUCACAGACCAGAACCAGAAUGUCACUUUCUGCACUGCAUGUCACCCUGAGAAAUUUUACUCUCACUUCCGUGAUGGCACCAACUUUGGGACACAGAUUGGCUUCAUAUCCAUCAAAGACUGAGGUAUUAUCUCUUACUCUCCACUGGUAUUUAGACAAAUCUUGGGCACUGUGUGAUGUCCUGCUCUCCUCAUAGGUGUUCUCCCUCCUUCCUUUCACAGACUUGCGAUAGGGAAUUCACUGGUCUUGAGAUUGUCUUGCUUCUUGCCUUCCCUGCCUUUUGGAGGCAAGAAUCAAUGUCUGGAGUGUGCAGCCAAUAAUUCUUGUGUGAGACAGGGUGCAAAGGCAGCAAGCACAACCCACAUCAGUGACAAAGCUCUUCUGUGAAAUUAGAUGCAAGCUCUUACCUUCUGGAACCUUCUUGA